AUGUUCCUCCAUGUAAUUGGAUUCGUUAAAGGAGAAACAAAUCCGAGCAAAUUUUAUUCUACGUUUGGGAAUGGCGUAUAUUAUCAUCAAAGUGAUUUUUCUAAGCAUAGCAGUUUUUUAAAACUACGCGAUUAUCUACAAUCAACCGGCGUUUUACGGAAUGAUUCAUUGAGGAUUAUCUUAAAUCCUGGCAAUAUUCCUGUUGGUCAUUAUGAUCUUAAGUAUCAAUUACAUACUUAUAAAGACGUCACUGAGUCACCCAAAACGGGAAAGUUAUGCCAUUUAAAAGUCUUCGAAAUUGAGGAAUUGAGCAACACUUUUAUCGAAAAUUCAGAAGAACCAGUGAAUCAUAUAACCUGGAUAUGUCCAUCAAAUGGGUGGUGCUGUGGUGCGGAAUGUUGCCAGUAUUACUACAAAGAUCCAUGGCCACUACUAGGGCCAGACUUUUAUGAACUGAUUGCUGCAGUAGCUGUUUUUGCUGGUUUAUUGGUUAUUCCUGAACUGUAUCGCCGAUGGCGACAACGCAAGAUGGACAACUUGACAAUUCCCGCAGGAACUUCUGGAUACAUCAUGGAGAAUCCAGAAAAUGCGAAAUUCAUAGUGUAGCAUGCCUGU
This is a messenger RNA of Loa loa (African eye worm), 615 nucleotides long. RefSeq lists its product as hypothetical. The record is from RefSeq and is a predicted model, not a curated record. Lineage: Eukaryota; Metazoa; Nematoda; Chromadorea; Rhabditida; Onchocercidae. The transcript is spliced from 4 exons. The coding region runs from base 1 to 606 and encodes 201 amino acids.